Messenger RNA from Trichoderma aggressivum f. europaeum, 2055 nucleotides. RefSeq lists its product as uncharacterized. The coding region runs from base 1 to 2055 and encodes 684 amino acids. The transcript has 4 exons. The record is from RefSeq and is a predicted model, not a curated record. Gene Ontology annotation, cellular component: plasma membrane. NCBI's taxonomy places the organism in Eukaryota, Fungi, Ascomycota, Sordariomycetes, Hypocreales, Hypocreaceae. Gene Ontology annotation, biological process: potassium ion transmembrane transport; stabilization of membrane potential. Gene Ontology annotation, molecular function: outward rectifier potassium channel activity; potassium ion leak channel activity.
AUGUCGCCACCACCGCGCAAUAGAAGAAACGGGGCUGUUGGCAAGGACCACGACCUGGAGGCUCAACUUGAUGAGACUUUUAGUUCUGAUAAGACGCGCAACGGUAGAAAUGGAGUUGUUGGCGAGGACCACCACCCAAAUGCCCACUUCGACGGGACUUCCCAUCGUAGCAAGCCCACGAUUGAGAACGACAAUUGUCACCUUCAACCUACGUUAACGGCAGUGAACGCUGUGCAGCUGGGCAUUGCCCUCAUCUCCAACUUCUUCCUACUCUUCAAUAUGGCAAGGAGAAUUCGCUUUGGUAUAGCACAGCCUAUUACCAUAGUGGGAUGGUAUUUUUCCGCCAUCGUCCUGAUUUGCCUGCUUUGUACAGGCGCUGGGCCUCUUGUUGAAGACCUUCCUUUCCCGCGGGAUGAGAUGAUCUGGUCUCAAUCAUUUUAUUACGGUAUCUGGGCAGCCGUUCUCUACUUUAUCGUGGCAACUCUCAUGAGCAUCACGUUUUGGGGAGCCUAUUCAGGCCACUACCCAAAGGAUUUUAUCCUGACUCUAAGCCAACGCACUCUCAUGCUCCAGACCAUCUCGGUGCUUAUAUAUCUCCAUGUUGGGGCUGUCGUUUUCAGCAACAUCGAAGGCUGGCGAUAUCUAGACGCCGUGUACUGGGCAGAUGUCACUCUCUUCACUGUUGGCUUUGGUGACUUUACUCCUACGACAAAUCUUGCAAAGGCACUGAUGAUUCCAUACGCCAUCGUCGGAAUCAUAAGCCUAGGUUUGGUCAUUGGAUCUGUUAGGGGUCUAACCCUCGAAGGCGGGAAACGCAGACUUCUGGCACGUAUGGAGGAAAAGAAGAGGAGAAGAACCGUUCGCAGCAUCACACGGAAGGGGAAUGACGAUCUUCUAGAACCCAUCCAAGAGGAACCCGGAUUACCACGCAUGCCGACGGAUAACAGCAACAAAAGCAACAAAAGCAUCAACAGCGAAUAUGAGCGACGCAAGGCCGAGUUUGCUCUGAUGCGCAAGAUUCAAGCCAUGACAUCCACGCGAAGAAAGUGGAUGGCUCUAGCCAUCUCCGUCAUGGUAUGGCUCGUGUUUUGGCUGGUGGGCGCCGUGGUAUUUAUGGAGGCAGAGAAACGCUACCAAAACUGGACAUACUUUGACGCUUUCUACUUUUCUUUCAUCGCAUGGACAACCAUCGGCUAUGGCGAUUUUACAGUUGUGUCCAACGCCGGGAAAUCCUUCUUUGUUUUUUGGUCCCUCAUGGCUUUGCCCACCAUCACGGUGCUCAUCUCUCAUGCGGGCGACACCGUCGUCAAGAUUAUCAAAGACAGCACCAUCCGUCUAGGAAAUGUCACCAUUCUACCCGGCGAGGAAUCUUACAUGGCUAGUCUCAAACAUCUCAUCAGCAGAAUGACUCUUGGGAAGUUCUUUCAAGCCCACUACGAAACUACAGACCCAUUGAUUUUGGAGUCGAAGAGGCAUCACCUCCAGCGGCUAGCCAACGUUAUGGACCAGCUCGAGGAAGAAGACCUUUCUGAACAAGAGAGAGAAGAUGAGAGAGAAGACGAAAGAGAGGAGCAAGAAGAAUCAAGAGGUCGGCCCGCGAAUGUGCGCCAUACUUCACAAGCGUCAAGCUUUACCUCCAAAGUCCGACGGUCUCUCUCGCGCCUUCGCAGUGCACACCAAAAGAUUCCCACAGGGGCUGAUUUGCAUUUCCUUCUCAUUUCUGAGAUUCGAGUUGUUGCCAGUCAUCUGAAAGAGUCCAAGCACCACCACUAUGAUUUUGACGAAUGGGCGUGGUAUCUGAAACUAAUUGGGGAAGACGAGCAUAGUUCGUACACGCAUACGAAAGCGAAGAUCAAGGCAAAGAAGCACAAUAAUUCUCCCGAUGCAAGUGCCAACGAGGAGCCUGUGAAAUGGUCGUGGGUUGGCCAUCGCAGCCCUUUAAUGGGAAGUCAAGGGGAGAGCGAAUGGAUACUGGAAAAGCUUACGGAUCGGCUGCAAGAGUGUCUGUCGGCAGAGAGCCGGCGGCAACGGGUGUACAUGUAUAUUGAUAAAUAG